Molecule: messenger RNA, 708 nt
Organism: Oppiella nova
Lineage: Eukaryota; Metazoa; Arthropoda; Arachnida; Sarcoptiformes; Oppiidae
Source: the annotation of a GenBank genome assembly
AUGAAGCGAUUGAUAGCGGAGGGAAAGUUUGACCCCAAGAGUCAACUCACAGUCAGUGAACAGAAUCUGAUUGACUGCUCCGGAGAUUUCGGUACAACUGGUUGUAAGGGAGGUAUGCCUCAGCAGGCAUUCAAAUACGUGGCCGCAAACAAAGGCAUUAUGGGAGCGGAUGCCUACCCCUACGCCGGAAAGUUGUGUUUAUAUGACGACCAGAAAGACGAUUGUGUCUACAAUCCGGCCAAACGAGUGGACGUCGACGUGAAGAAAGGCAAACGCCUGAAGACGGGACGGGACGAGCAGUUGGUGACCGCUAUCUAUACCUACGGACCCGUUGCCAUCGCAGUGCACGUCACCAAAAAUAUGGCCGCUUAUAAGUCCGGCAUUUUCGAUGACUCCAAGUGUAUCGCGAAGAAAGUGAAUCACGCGGUGGUAGCCGUCGGAUACCAUCCCGACUACUUCAUCGUCAGAAAUAGUUGGGGCGCGAAGUGGGGAGAGAGCGGGUAUAUCAGGAUCGCCAGGCGUAAGACAAACACGUGUGGGAUCUCACAGCAGGCCUGGUAUCCUAUAGUUCCCAAUGCCGUCAACACUGAAGCCAUGAGAGACAGACUCCUAGAAAGACCUGAACUGGGGGUGGGAGUGAUUGGCCCCCAAACCAACGAUACCUCGGAUACGGAGAACGAGACACGAGAUUACGAGUCGCGUCAAUAG